This is a messenger RNA of Amphibalanus amphitrite, 4831 nucleotides long. RefSeq lists its product as uncharacterized. NCBI's taxonomy places the organism in Eukaryota, Metazoa, Arthropoda, Thecostraca, Balanomorpha, Balanidae. The record is from RefSeq and is a predicted model, not a curated record. Gene Ontology annotation, biological process: axo-dendritic transport; axon extension; synaptic vesicle transport. Gene Ontology annotation, cellular component: synapse; dendrite; cytoplasm. The coding region runs from base 1 to 4272 and encodes 1423 amino acids. The transcript has 22 exons.
AUGGGGUGUGACUGCACCCGCCUGGCCUGUGACUGGGCUGCCGAGCUGGCUCUGCGACAGAGCUGUGACAGCUGCUCCUGUGACAGCUGUCACACCUCUGACAGCUUCACUGACAGCUGCGACAGCCGCCAGCUACUCGACUCGGCGGACUGUGAUGACUGUCGGCAACGGCGCGCGGUCGUCACGGGGUGUGUGGUCUUCCAACAUCUCCUGGGACAUGACGUCGCGCUGCUGAGAGCCCAGCUCACCGCUGUGAGAGAUGUGCCACAGCCACUCAGAGCCGAGCUCGUCCGUGGCCUGCUACUUGGUGACACCAAAGCCGCCGCUACGCUCCUCGCACACCACGAGCAGCGAAUGAUGACAGCGCUUCUAGCGGCCGAUACCGUCACUACAGCCUGUGACACGGCCGCUAGGUGGCAUCAGCGUGCCACCGAGUUCUGCCAGUGGCGGCACGCGCUGACUUUGGCGGUGAAACUCCAUUUACCGUUCCCUGAGCGGUAUUUGGCCCGGCUGGCUGCCAGAGAUGAGUGGCUGGCGUUCCUGCUGUUCGCUCAGAUCUACCAGUACCCACGGGAUCAGGUACUGCGUCUCUCGGCCGGUUUCUCCCAGUCCUCAUUACGCCAGACUCUGGGCUGCGCGCUGCGCUGUCUGCUGCUGACCCGACCGGCCGGUAAAUCGUCCCGGCGUCGGGUCACCUCAGACACGGAACACGAGUGGAGCACGGCCUCGCCGGAGACGUCGGUCAGCUCGUCACCGCCGGGCGGAGCGGGCGGGCCGCCGACUCCGGCCCUGACGGCCGUGCCGCCGUCCAGGGAUGCGCCGCCGCAGUCGAUGCUGGCCGCUGUAGUGGAGGCCGCUGCGGACCCGUGUCCGGGCAGGGCGCUGCUGCAGGCCGCCAGGCAGAUGGCGCUGCCGGCUCUGGCCGCCUUGGCUACCGAGUGCGAGGACGUCAGUGCCGGUGACUGCCUCUGCGGCUGGCUGGAGACGUCCCUCUCCGCACCGACACCGGCCGAGGAGGCCGCCUGUGUCCGUCUCAAGCGGCUGGCACUGCUGGCCGUACGCACACGUCGGCUCCGGAGCUUAGACAGGGCACUGGCGGUGUUCUUUCCGGACUGCGCGCUGCGUCUGACAAUCCAGCUGCUGGAGAGCCUGAUGACGCUGGAGGAGCCGCACCUGCCGGCCGAGCUGAUGCUCAACAUGAUGGAGGCACUGCGGAACACCACGAAACAGCAGGACUCGGAGUUGUUCAUCUACGACCGCCACUGGCUGAGCACCACCGUCCUCUCGCUCCUGCUGUCGUCCCUGUCCACCCUGCUCACCUCGGCCGGCCGGGCCCGACUGCUGGGACUGAUGAUCGACGCCAGGCUCGUGGAGAUGCUGGUGACCGAACAGGCCGAGCGGCCGGACCUGCCUCUCUUACUGCGGCUCAGCACGGUCCUCGGCCCCAGCGCCGUGCGGCUGGACUGGCUGACGGCCCUGCCACCUGGCGGCGGCGCCGAGCAGCUGCGCUUGGAGGCCAGCCGCGCGGUGGCAGCACUGUGCACGGCCGGGGAACUGGAGCGGGCCGAUCGGCUGGCACUGGCCGCCGGAGUCAGUCCCGAUCCCGUGGUACUCACUCAGGUGACCUCUGACCUCCGUGAGGUGGGUGACGAGGACCGGGUCACGUUCUGGAGACAGUGCAGCGGCCGGUUCACGGAGAAACAGCUCUCCAGGACCGAGGCGGUGGCCUUCUUCAGAAAACACGCCGAGACGGCCCUCAGCGUCUCAGAGAGGUACGUGUGUCUGAAGCUGGCCUGGGACUGGCUCAGCCCCGACCGCCGCGCUGAUCCCGACUGUGACAUUACGGCGCUGGAGCGGAGCGUGUGGACCGCCUACACUUGGGCACGGAUCAACGGCGAAAUGGUAGAGGAGCCGGAGCCGUCCCCCACGCCCUCCCCCACCCACCAGCCGCUGCUGUACCGCCGGCCGCUACUGGCGUCGGGCCGGCGUCCCGUGCAGCCCGCGCUGACCCCCGAUCAGCUGAGUACUGUCCGGGCCGUGCUGGGCCAACUGGUGGAUGAGGGACACCUCCGGCAGGCCCUGCUGGUGGCCGAGUGCUUCGGUGUCACCACGCCGGAUCUGGAGCGGAUGGUUCGUCUGCUGAAACUGGCUGAACGUGUUGGUCGGCAAGGGGAAGACGAGGUCUCCCUUGAAUCCGCGGGUGGUGAGCCGACCACAGCGGCUGCUGCUGCCGCCGCUUCUGCUGCUGCCACUGCUGCUAAUUCUACUACUACUGCUGCUAGCGCUGUGUCUUCUUCCCAGCCAGCAGCUUGUCCAAAAGUCGGGGAUGACGGAAUAGCGACGACAGAAGCUGGAGCUACUGCAAGAGGUAGACUAGGUUCAGCCGCAGUGUCCACGGAAAUCACUGAAGCAGCGGCAGCAGUGGCAGGGAUGGAUGACAGGCAACACAACUCUUCUGAGAUGGAUCCAAACAACAGUCAGACUGCCUUGGGAGACUCCAGACUGGAGCCUGAGACACUUCCUGAUGUCAGACCGGACAGACAAGCAACGGCAGGCUCCAGCGGGACAGGACAGUCACGAGAGACCACACCAGAAUCUGGAGGGGGCUGGACCGCCGCCGGUGCUAGCUCCAUUCAGAGUGAGACGCUGGCGACGGAUGCGGACUCGGUACAGCCAGAUCCGCCGUCGGUGCACCCGGAUCCAUCGGUGGACAACCAACUCGGUGACAAUAAUGAAGAGAGGAGAGAGGAGGAUGGAAGACGCCGCAGUAUUGGGUUCUGCUCAUCGCUCGGCCGCAGCUGGAAACACAGCCUCUUCUGUUCGACCCCCGACGCGCGCCAGCCCCAGUCUCCGUCGGAGCUCUCGCAGCUGACGGAGCUGGUGGCCGCCCUGAGACACGGCUCAGAAAUCGGACAGCGGGUGCUGUCCUGUGCGCGCGCCGCCACCGACCUCCAGACCACAUACCAGGAGGUGGUGCUCACUCGCGAGCCGCUACUGCUGCUCAGUUCGGUUCUGACGGGCGAUCCCGCGGGUGUGGACCGCUACCGACUGGCCGCUGAUCUGAUACACGGCCUCCAACUGCCCGACAGCCAGGUCACUGAGGUCAUACUGGCGCAGGUCAUUGCGCAGGUCAAGGCAGGCGUCUCUGAGCUGGAUCCAUUGCUGGCUCUGUGUCCGGACCCCGUGCUGCUCGGAAACCGACUGCUGGAUACCGCAGAGGACCUGGCCUCCUUCCCCGAGGCCGAUGGAUAUGGUGACGACUGCCAGGUCGGUCUCCUGGUCGCCGCCCACUCGGCCCACACGGCCCGGCUGAACCUCCAAGGUAUCGGUGACGUCAUGGGUAGAGCCCGGCAGCUGGUGCGGCGACUCCUCGUCAAAGAGGACUUCAGACUCAUGGUGAGCCUGCUGCUCGGUCUGGGCCGGUACGAGGAGAUGGCCUACGUGUUCGAGCUGCUACUGCGAGAGGACCGUCUGGAGCGACUGCUGACGGCUGGCGUCAGUGACGGGAGGCUGGGAGCCGCGCUGAGACGGCACCUGAUCAGACACCAUCCUGAGGAUACUGCGCGGCUCAGAUUGGUCACCGGACGGUUCGGCCACCACGCCGAGGCGGCCGCCGACUGGCAGUCCCGCGCCGAGCAGCUGAUCACCUCCGUCCUGCAGUCCGGUCCGGACGAACACUGCACCGAGACCGGUCAGCAGCGGCUCAGAGAGGCCAUGGACUGCUACCGACACGCAGCCACCUUCUACCGACAUGCUGAGCGCCUGUCGUCCGCCGACGCCAGCCUGUGUCAGGCGCAGCUGGUGGCCCUGCAGAUCAGUAUCAGUUCCGGCGCCCUGCCUCUACCGGAGGGAGUGCGGCCCCUGCUGCUGAGGAGGAGUCACCAGCAGCUACACACGCUGCUGACUGAGACGCUGCCGUACCGGGCGGCUCGUCUGGUACUGCGCGCGUACCCGGACCGUCCUGCCGACUGGUCGCAGCUGCUGUACCGCCAGUACCUGUGUCUGGGACGGGAUGAGUACCUGACCGAGUACCUCCAGGCCGAGGGACACCUGGAUCAUAGUGUUAUCGCUGGGAUAUUGAAACGUAUCCGCGGCUCGGCGCGACAGUUCUCCCCGUCGCGUCUGCGCCGUCUGACGUUGGCCGCCGCCGGACCGGAGCUGCAGUACCGAGCCGCCAGUCAGCUGCAGCUGCGUGACGUCAUUGGAGCGCUGCUGGACACGGCUGAGGCCGGCUGGCUGCGGGAUACCGUGUGGAAAACGGGCGGCAUGUGAUGUCAGCGGGUGCGGAAAAUGACGUCAUUGGAGUUGGGGUUAAAGGUGACAUCACUUUCUUGGAGGAGGGACGUUUGGUAGGCCUCGUCAUGAUGUGACGAAUGUCAAUAUAUUUGAUAUAAUGCCAUAUAUCGUCACCAAGUUUUGUCCUCUGGUGGACUGUACUAGGGGAUGAUUUGCAUUGCGGCAUGGCAGUGGACGAUGUUUGUAACCUCUCAUGCCCAUGCUAUACGACGAAAACAAGAAAUCAUCCGAUACGACGUUAUAAAUCGGUGUCCCCGACCGCUCUUUCAAGAAGCUCUUUCAUACUUGCUUUCAUGAUGUUUAGAUGCACUGUCGUGGUACGCAUCAGUCAAAGGCGUUUUUGUUUAUUUGUAUGCGUGUUUUUUGUAAUCAUGAAUAGCUUAUAAUCGUGAAGUUUGGGUGUACAUCUCAGGGUUAGCUUUGUACAUUAUCGAUGUGAUAAUGUGAUGUUAGGGAAAGGCCAGUACGUCAUUCCUGUACUCUGCAUGAAAUGAUACUACAUUGUACUCUGAAAUACAUGCAUACGUUUAUCGAA